This is a messenger RNA of Arctia plantaginis, 648 nucleotides long. The record is from the annotation of a GenBank genome assembly. Lineage: Eukaryota; Metazoa; Arthropoda; Insecta; Lepidoptera; Erebidae.
AUGGAAACCCGUUUUUCAUCAUUAGAAGAUCGUCUGGUUAUCCUCGAAAACAAAAACCCUACAAUAGCAUCUUUAGAAGCCGAUCUAUGCGACGCUCAACAACAUAUAUCUACCUUACAAAACGAAAACAAUAUCCGCGAUCAAUUCGCUAGAAUGAACGACGUAGAAAUUUCAGGGAUACCGAUUACAAAUGGAGAAAAUCUGUUUAAUAUACUUCAUUCAAUAUCAGCAAAAGUCGGUCUCACUCUGGAAGACAGGGAUCUUGACUCCAUCCAGAGAGUGCGCCGCUUGGAACGUCGCGAGGGUGCACCCGGCAGCACUACACUAGAUUCUCGGGUUCCCGCCAUCGUGGUCAAGUUCUCCCGGCGCCUGGUGAAGGAUCAGCUGCUGUCGUCAGUGCGUGCGCGCCGAGGCCUAACCACCGCCGAUAUCGGCGUGGCGGGCCCUGCAUUGAAUGUAUACGUUGGUGACCACCUCACCCCCGGGAAUAAAAUUCUUCUUAAGAAAGCCCGAAAAUUGAAGAUGGACUUGCAUUAUGCGUAUCUUUGGGUGCGAGACUGUAAAAUAUUUAUGCGCAGGAGCGAUAAAACACCGGUGAUUCGUAUCCAGAGUGACAGCGAUCUCAACAAACUUAAUAAAUCUAAGUGA